GCUCCAGGCGCCCGUUGCCGAGUCGUUCCUUAAACGACGCGCAGCAGCGGAGGCGGGUCGGGGAGAGGACGCGGGAGGCAGCGUCGUCCGAUCCGCCCGCAGUCCGCAGCCCCGCUGGGCCCCGAGGCCGCCCGGAUGGAGCCGCUGCUCCCCGUCGGAGCCCAGCCCCUUGCUGUUGUCGAGGGUAUGGAGAUGAAGGGGCCCCUGAGGGAGCCCUGCACCCUAACCCUAGCCCAGAGGAACGGGCAAUAUGAGUUAAUAAUCCAGUUGCACGAAAAGGAACAGCAUGUUCAAGAUAUCAUUCCUAUAAAUAGCCACUUUAGAUGUGUUCAAGAAGCGGAAGAAACUCUUUUGAUUGACAUAGCAUCAAACAGUGGCUGCAAAAUUCGGAUUCAGGGGGACUGGACCAGAGAGCGCCGCUUUGAAAUCCCUGAUGAAGAACUCUGCUUGAAGUUCCUCUCAGAGGUCCUUGCUGCUCAGAAAGCUCAGUUACAACUUCUUGUUCCAGAGCACAAGGACUCCUCCAGCUGGUACCAGAAACUAGACACUAAAGACAAACCUGGGUUGUCAGGGAUUCUUGGAUUUGAAGAUAAUUUUUCAUCUAUGAAUUUGGACAAGAAAGUCAAUUCACAAAACCAGCCUACAGGGACUCACCGAGAACCACCACCUCCACCUCCUUCUGUCAAUAGAAUGCUUCCACGGGAAAAAGAAGCCACUAACAAGGAGCAGCCCAAAGUGACCAACACCAUGCGGAAACUCUUUGUACCAAGUAACCAGUCUGGGCAGCGGGAGGGUCUCAUCAAACAUAUCCUGGCAAAGCGCGAGAAAGAAUAUGUCAACAUUCAGACUUUCAGAUUUUUUGUUGGAACUUGGAACGUGAAUGGGCAGUCUCCAGACAGUGGAUUAGAACCAUGGCUCACCUGUGAUUCGAAUCCACCUGAUAUCUACUGCAUUGGAUUCCAAGAGCUGGACUUGAGCACAGAAGCCUUUUUCUAUUUCGAAUCUGUGAAGGAACAAGAGUGGUCCAUGGCUGUAGAAAGGGGCUUGCAUACCAAAGCCAAGUAUAAGAAAGUUCAGCUAGUCCGCCUUGUUGGGAUGAUGCUCCUCAUAUAUGCCAGAAAGGACCAGUGGCGGUAUAUCCGUGAUGUUACAGCGGAAACAGUUGGAACUGGAAUAAUGGGGAAAAUGGGAAACAAAGGUGGGGUAGCUGUGAGAUUUGUAUUUCACAACACUACAUUUUGCAUCGUCAAUUCUCACCUGGCUGCCCAUGUGGAGGACUUUGAGAGAAGGAAUCAAGAUUAUAAGGAUAUUUGUGCUCGAAUGAGUUUUGUGGUCCCAAAUCAGACCCUUCCUCAGCUGAACAUCAUGAAACAUGAUGUUGUCAUUUGGUUGGGAGAUUUGAACUAUAGACUUUGCAUGCCUGAUGCCAAUGAGGUGAAAAGUCUCAUUAAUAAGAGUGACCUUCAGAGACUCCUGAAAUUUGACCAGUUGAAUAUUCAGCGUACUCAGAAAAAAGCAUUUGCGGACUUCACGGAAGGGGAGAUCAAGUUUAUUCCCACUUAUAAGUAUGACUCUAAAACAGAUCGAUGGGAUUCCAGUGGGAAAUGUCGGGUUCCAGCCUGGUGUGACCGAAUUCUUUGGAGAGGAACAAAUGUUAAUCAGCUUCAUUACCGGAGCCAUAUGGAACUGAAAACCAGUGACCACAAACCUGUUAGCGCUCUCUUCAACAUUGGGGUGAAGGUUGUGGAUGAGCGGAGGUACCGGAAGGUCUUUGAAGACAUUGUGCGCAUCAUGGACAGAAUGGAAAAUGACUUCCUUCCUUCCUUAGAACUCAGCAGGAGGGAGUUUGUGUUUGAGAAUGUGAAGUUUCGGCAACUACAAAAGGAGAAGUUUCAGAUCAGCAACAACGGCCAGGUUCCCUGCCAUUUUUCUUUCAUCCCUAAACUUAAUGACAGCCAGUACUGCAAGCCAUGGCUUCGGGCUGAACCUUUUGAGGGCUACUUGGAGCCAAAUGAGACAAUAGACAUUUCCCUUGAUGUAUAUGUCAGCAAAGACUCUGUGACCAUCCUGAACUCAGGAGAAGAUAAGAUAGAAGAUAUUCUUGUCCUUCACCUGGACCGAGGCAAAGAUUACUUCUUAACUAUCAGUGGAAAUUACCUCCCAAGUUGCUUUGGUACAUCCUUGGAGGCUCUGUGUCGAAUGAAAAGACCCAUCCGAGAAGUUCCUGUUACCAAACUUAUAGACUUGGAGAAAUCUCUUCUGCAGAUGGUUCCAUUGGAAGAUGGUGCCAGUGAGAGACCCCUUCAAGUCCCCAAAGAGAUCUGGCUUCUAGUCGAUCACUUAUUCAGAUAUGCCUGCCACCAGGAGGACCUGUUCCAAACCCCUGGAAUGCAGGAGGAGUUACAGCAGAUCAUCGAUUGUCUGGAUACCAGCAUUCCAGAGACAAUCCCUGGUAGUAACCAUUCCGUGGCGGAAGCACUGCUCAUUUUCCUGGAAGCUCUCCCGGAGCCAGUCAUCUGUUACGAGCUCUAUCAGCGAUGCCUCGACUCUGCCCAUGAUCCCCGGAUCUGCCGGCAGGUGAUUUCACAGCUUCCAAGAUGCCAUAGAAAUGUUUUCCGCUACUUGAUGGCUUUCCUUCGAGAACUCUUAAAAUUCUCUGAGUACAACAAUGUCAGUGCCAACAUGAUCGCUACCCUCUUCACUAGUCUUCUCCUGAGGCCUCCACCCAACCUCCUGGCAAGACAGACUCCAACUGACCGCCAGCGCGCUAUCCAGUUCCUUCUGGUUUUCCUGCUGGGGACCGAUGAAGACUAA
Chrysochloris asiatica (Cape golden mole) is the source of this 2814-nucleotide messenger RNA. It is a transcript of the gene OCRL, whose product is annotated as oculocerebrorenal syndrome of Lowe. Bases 136 to 2814 code for a protein of 892 amino acids. Lineage: Eukaryota; Metazoa; Chordata; Mammalia; Afrosoricida; Chrysochloridae. Gene Ontology annotation, cellular component: cytoplasm; membrane. Gene Ontology annotation, biological process: phosphatidylinositol dephosphorylation; signal transduction. The record is from RefSeq and is a predicted model, not a curated record. Gene Ontology annotation, molecular function: phosphatidylinositol-4,5-bisphosphate 5-phosphatase activity; inositol phosphate phosphatase activity. The transcript is spliced from 23 exons.